ACAGGAAGUUAUGUCACCUGCCUUCGGUGUUCAUUGUCAAAUGGGGACUUGGGGGAGGGUGGAUCUUUUUCUUUAAAAAAAUGCUUAUUAUCUAUAUUUUACAUUGUUUUGGACAACAUGUUACUUGAACAACUUCAGAGAGAAAGGCCAUGCCUCUGAGGGAAAGCUGCUAACAAAUGCUGGUGGGUUUCUAGCAGAGGUGUUGGCAAGAGAGAAGUACUGGCCAUGUUUUACAGAAGCCAGAACUGCCUUUCUCUUGCCCCUGUUACAACAUCUCCAUUGUAGUUCCCUUGUGGGGAAGUCAUUUCAGCCUUCCCCAGGGACACCUUUCUUGUUCUUUAUACACCACGGAGUGUGUCUGGAGCCUGGAAAGGACACAGAGGCCGUGUACAUCAUCAGAGGGACAGGAAUGCAGAAGUUAAGUGAAGGAGGGGCUCGGUCUGCCACUUCCUUGGACAGAAGGAGCCAAGCCAGCCCGGAAGACCAUGAACUCAUCUUCUGAGCAUUGCAACAUAUCUGACUGGCUGAGGCUAGAGGCAACCGUGAAGGCCUCUGUGUACGUGGUGGCUUUCUCAGUCGCCACAUCGAUCACCGUUGUCAUUAUCGCAACGGUGUCACAGAGUCUGCAGCUGAGGGAAGAGGUGCGGCUGGUCCUCCUCUGCCAUCACUCGCUUUGUGUCUCCUCCUACUGUGGCCUGGGGGUUGUCUUCCAAGGAAUGCGGGCCUUCCUAGCCAACAGCCCCCUCCUGCUGUGCUGGCUGGUAUUUGGGGCACAGCUAAGUGUGGGAGAAGGGAUCCUCCUCACUCUGACCCUGAUGGCUCUGAAUACUUACCUCGGUAUUUGUUAUCCGCUGAGGUCUCCAUCCUUGGUGGAUUCUGCUAAGUACAGGAUUCUAGCUGGGACGUGGACCACGGUUAUACUCAAGAAUGCUGGUUUAUUCCUCAUAGAGGGUACAAGCCCUCCGCCAGCUUCUGUUUUCCAGUCUGCCCCGCUCUGUCCCGUGAUUUUGAAUGGGACGCCUGCCAGAGUCAUCGGCAUGUUUUCCCUCGCCUUUCCUUUAUCCGUCAUUCUUGUGAGUUACUGCCUGAUAUACCGAGAAGGGAAGCGGGCUGGCCAUUUUAACAGGUCAAACGUCAAGGCCCGGAGAACUGUCCUUGUUCAUCUACUGCAGAUAAGCUUACACGUGAUACCCACCCUGAUCUUUGUAGGUUUGGGAAAACGGUGCGGGGUGUUUUUCUUUGCUUUAAAUCUGGUGCUUUUUGGUAUCUUCGCUUUUGCGCAAUGUUUCAACCCUCUGGUCUACGGGCUCCACAACAGAGACCUGCGGAGCAGACUGUACCCUUGGCUAUGCUGCCAGAAGAAGCUGCUGGCUUAA
This is a messenger RNA of Rattus norvegicus (Norway rat), 1376 nucleotides long. The record is from RefSeq and is a predicted model, not a curated record. Lineage: Eukaryota; Metazoa; Chordata; Mammalia; Rodentia; Muridae.